AUGCCAUCAGUAGUAGCCCUCGACCUCUGCCAGCUUUUUGCCCGGUCCGUCGCUCGGACGCCACACCAGCUGGCAGUCGACCAUGAGAGCGGCUCGCUCACCUAUACCGAACUCGAUGUGGCCUCAUCGAACUUGGCACGGAAGCUACAGCAAGAAGGAGUAGUACCUGGCGAAGCGGUGCUCUUACUUACCGAGCACGGCACCCGGAAUAUUGUCGCGCUGCUGGCCAUCCUCAAGGCCCACGCCUGUUAUGUCCCUCUGGACCGCAGCUCGUGGUCGUCAGAGCGGAUCCAAGCAGUACUGGACGGAACAGACAGCCGUAUUCUGAUCAACACAACCGUCGAGCCGUUCGAAAGCCCGCGGCACACAGUCAUCCAUCUGACCAGCGCCGAUGUGACCGCUCUAUCGACGGACCGCAGCACCACCAAGGCUAUUCCCGACAUCGCUCCCGAAGACCUCGCCUGUCUGAUCUUCACCAGUGGGAGCACAGGUGUGCCCAAGGGCGUCAUGAUUCCACACCGUGCGGUGGCCAAUUAUGCCCAGACCAGUCCAUUCAACAUGGAUGUGCAGCCGGGAGACCGAGUACUGCAUAUCUUGUCGGUAUCCUUUGAUGCCUCGACGGGCAUGCUCUUUUCCAUUCUAGGCAACUCGGGCAUCGUGGUCCCUGCCACAAUGGACACUCUAUUCGACAAAGCGCAGACCUGCUCGACCCUCGCGUCAACGCCUUCAAUCCUGGCCACGCUACCCCUACCAACGGCAUUACCAGACAGCUACCCAUACGUCCAUACUAUUCUGUUGGGUGGAGAGUCGCCACCAGCCCCGCUGUUGUCCAGCUGGCUUGAAUUCGGCGUCCGCAUCCUGAACGCAUACGGUCCCACGGAAACCACCUGUGCCUCAUUGAUGCAGGAGGUAGAGGUCUGCCAGGAAACGGGAAUGAUCAAUCGGAGUAUCAUCGGUCGCCCGAUGCCCAACGGACCGGUAUACCUGCUGCAGCCGGAUACUCUCCUCCCCGUCGAGGAAGAAGGCGAAGAAGGUGAGAUUGCGAUUGCAGGCGUCGGCCUGGCCCACGGCUACUACCGAAAUGCCGCCCUUACAGCCGAGAAGUUUAUCGACUGGCACGGUAAGCGAGUCUAUCGCACCGGCGACCAAGGACGCUGGACCCGUCGUAACGAUGGCCAGCGGGUGGUGGAGUUCCGCGGCCGCAGUGAUCGAACCGUCAAAAAUCGCGGAUUUCUGGUCAAUCUGCCUGCAGAUGUCGAGGAACCGCUACGCCAGAUGGGCUUUGGUGUCACCGACGUCUAUGCUUCGCUGAUCAACGGUCUGUUGGUUGUGCUGGUGACCCCGGCCACUGCCGAUCUGGACGGCCUGCAGAAUGAGGCGCAGCGCCGACUGUCUUCCUUCCACAGGCCGGGUCGAUACAUGGCUGUGGAUCAGUUUCCACUGUCAGCCAACGGAAAGAUUGACACCAAGGCGAUCGAGAACAUGCUAAAAGAGUACCAGGCGCGUCUCUGCGAGGGCACGCAAGAUGAAGAUACCGUAGGGGCAGAGCGUCCUACGGAGCGCGAGCAAGUCAUAGCCGAGUGCAUGUAUACAGCGUUGGGACUGGAUCUCCCGUCUGCGUCGACGUUGAGAGAUAUCAAUUUCUUUGCCAUGGGUGGAAACUCCCUUGCUGCUCUUCGGUUCACCUCCUUGUGCCGUGAACGGGGCAUCCUUCUGACUACUCGUGAUCUGUACCUGCAUCCGACGGUCAGAGGCAUCCUCCCGUAUGCCCGCGACCUCCUUCGGUCUGGCCAGUCGGUAUCCGACAAAGAGGAGCAAAUCAACGACCGAGUAUCUCUCAAGGCCGAGGUCGCUGCUGCACUUCCACUCUUAGACGGCAAGGUUCCAUCCGACAUUGAGGUGGCUCCGUUGACACCCCUCCAGCUAGAGCUGAGCGCUCCCAUUUUCCAAAGCGAUGGGACCAACACGAAUCAGCUGCUGCAAUCAUACCCCUUGGCCAUGGCUGAACCCAUCUGCAAUGCAUGGAGACAGGUCGCACUCAGUGAGCCCGUCUUCCGGACGCAAAUCGCCCUGGAUAUCGGGCCCGGCGUGCAGAUCGUUCACGCACAGCCACGGUGCCAGCCUCAGGAAGUCGUCUUUCAUGGCCGGCAAGACUACAACGCUGCAUUGAGCAAUCCUUCUCGUCUGGCUGUCGGACUGGGUAUGCGUUUGGAGUUUAUGAAAUUCAUCCCCGAUGACGACGAUGACGACGAGGGUGAGGUGACCGUCGUCUGGACGGCCCAUCACAGCCUGAUUGAUGGUUACUCCCUCGGACUCAUUCUGGCUCGGGUGCAGCAGGCAACCCAGGGUGUUACCCCGUCCCGUGUCUCUUCCUUUGUGGACGCAGCGUGGAACCUGCAGAGUGUGCAGAAGCAGAGAGACGCCGAGGCACGGCGGUUCUGGGAGGAGUAUCUGCAGCCGGUGCGGUCAGUCGCGAAAACAGAGGCAAUCACAAAGCCGGUAGCGCAGCCGUACCUCGCUCAGGAGUUGCUGUUCAAGCAUGUCGGCGGCGUGGACGAGCUGCACCGACUCGCAUCCAGCUGCAGUGUCACCCUGGCGGCCGUCUACUACACCGCGUGGGCCAUGACCCUUGCUCGGACGACCAAGUCCAACUUGGUUACUCUGGGAGUGGUCUUCUCCGGUCGAGAGGUUCUGCCGGAUGAUGCGCACGCCGUCGGCCCAUUGAUGGCCACUCUGCCCCUGGUAUGCCACCUUGAGGGAGACGCAUCCAUUGAGCGCCAGCUGCAGACCACGCUCGAAGGUCUGGCAACCAUUAGCGCCUACGCAUGGUCUGCCCCAGAUCAAAUCGGGUACCGGGUCGACUCUCUGCUGGCGACGCAGUAUGACUUCCCAGCCUACGACCAACCCAUCCCGCCCCACACGGAGCAGUUCUUUGAGAACACGACCUUUGCAUUGAGUCUACUGGUCGAAGCUGAUGCUCGUUUCCGUUUGGUCUACAAUCCUUCCGUGCACGGCGAGCAGACGAUACAGCAAUAUGCCGAAACUUUCCAACAGGCCCUCAAGACGCUGGUGGGUGAUUCGACAAUGGAGGUAUGGCUCACAGGGCCCGCAAAGACACCUCUUGUGAUCGGCCAAGCCUCUGAUAUCGAACAUGACAGUGUGCCGAAUGUGGCGUCGGCGUUCUAUGCGUCGGUCGACCUCCACGGGGAUUUGAUAGCCGUGGACGGACCAGGAGGCGCGUUAUCCUACCGGGCACUGGAUCAAAAGUCCAACGCGGUGGCCUCGCAUAUUGCGAAACACUUCCCCGGCGCUCAAGUCAUUGCCAUUCACGCCGAUGCAACCCUCAGCUGGGUUGUCGGUAUCCUGGGUAUCCUGAAAGCGGGCUGUGCAUACUGCCCUCUCGAUCCUGCGUACCCCAUGGCGAGACGCGUCGCGGUGUACGAGCAAAGCGGUGCCAGUGCACUCUUGAUCCCUAAUGCCUGCACGUCGUCCGCGGCCAUCCUGCCAAUAACCGGCAUUCGUGUCUUCACGAUUCAAGAAACCGAGACAAGCGACACAAGCAGGCAGCCACCGUUGCUCGCGAACGCAAACGAGGAUGCCCUCAUCGUCUUCACCUCCGGCACGACCGGCCGCCCCAAGGGGGUCCCGAUCAGCCACAGGGGCCUUCUGGCUUUGCAGUCAAAUCCCGAAGCCACCAUGUUCAGCCGUCCCGGUCGUCGUAUUGCUCAGUUCAUGUCGCCUGCGUUCGACUACUGCGCCAACGAGAUUUUCUCUGCGUUGCUCCAUGGCGGAACCUUGGUGCUUCGUGACCCGUCCGACCCUCUGGCCCAUCUGGCCAAGGUCGAUGUCGUGCUGAAUCCGGACGACUAUCCUAACCUCGACAUGGUCUAUGCAACAGGAGAACCUGUCACUCCCGGCUUGCUCGCUCGGUGGGGCGAGGGUCGCGCAUUCUACAAUGCCUAUGGUCCUGCAGAGUGCUCUAUCUGUACGUCGUUUACGCGCCUGGAACCCGGCCAGCAGGUCACCAUCGGAAACACCAUUCGCACCGCGCGCAUGUACAUCUUGGACCAGGAUCUAGAGCCCGUGUCGGAGGGCCAAACGGGAGAGAUCUUCCUGGCCGGACAACAGGUGAUGCGAGGCUACGUGGGAGACGAUGCCAAGACUGCUUACAGCGUGCUACCGGAUCCCUGGCAUCCUGGUGAACGGAUGUAUCGCACAGGCGACUACGGCUAUUGGAAUGCAGACAGGCAGAUUGUCUACAUUGGACGGCUGGACCGGCAGGUCAAAAUCCGCGGCUUCCGCGUCGAGCUCGCGGCGGUCGAGCAGAAGAUGUACCAGGAGGAGCCACGGCUCACUCAGGCGGCUGCGCUCGUUGUCAAUGAUACUCUGGUGGCGUUUGUCAUGCCGCACGACGUCGAUGUCAGUCGUCUGGAGCAGCGACUGCGUGAGUCGCUCCAGCCCAGCUGGGUGCCCCAGGUGAUUACCGCGCUUGAGGAGUUCCCCUGGACGGCCAACCGCAAGGUCGAUUAUCGCAAGCUGGCGGAGAGAGCCACCCUGACCCGGCCGGAGGACGCCCUGCCGCAGCAAAAGACGAGUUUAGGGACAAUGGCAAAAGAUGCUUCUAUCGCAGACGGAAUCGCAACCCUGUGGAAGAACGUAUUGCGCCUGCAGGCGGGCGGCAGCUCUCGCAAGCUCUGUGAAGAGGAUGACUUUCGUGCGCUGGGUGGCCAUUCCGUGCUGCAGAUGAUGCUGGCGGCUCGCCUCGGCAGCACCUUUGGCAUCUCCGUGUCGAUGCGCGAUGUGAUUGAGCAUUCCACCCUAGCCGAGCAGGUCGAGCUGGUGCGCCGCAAACGUCAGGCCUCGACGGCCAAGCCGCGGACCAUCUGCGACGCGUUUCCCGAUCACUGCCUGUCGCCGUUGGAGCGCCAGACAUGGUUCCAGUACCUGAUCGCUUCCGACGUGCGGACCUUCAAUAUUCCCGUCCUGCUGCAUCUCGGCGGGACCUUUGAUCGUGACCGUCUGAUCCAGUCCUUCAACGCUGUGUUGGCGUCACGCAAGGUCUUCCGCACCAACUUUGUUGAGACCUCGCUGGGCCCGUGCCGAAUCUUCCGGGACACGCCGCCACGAGUCCUCCUGUGCGACGGCGCCCUCGACAUGACCAAGGAGAUCGAUCGGGGGUUUGACCUAGCUCGUGAUGAGCUCAUCCGCGUCUUCCUGGACCGUCGCACCCUCCUCGUGGUUACCAGUCACGCCGUCGCCGAUCUCAACAGCGUGCAGAAUCUGCUACAGGAAGUCUCUGCCGUGUACGCGGGACGAACGACCCCAACUGCGGACCGAUGGCACUAUCCCCGGGCCCGGCCUGGUCACUAUCUCGAGGGCGCUCCCCAGCGCCUGGACAUUCCGCGGUAUCCCGGCCAAAUGACCUUUGAAGGCCGCUCGCGAGUCUCCGAGUUCAAAGGAAACCUCGUUCGACGCGUCGUCGCUUUGGGACAGGAAUACGGCCUGAGCCAGCACCAGCUGGUCUGUGCCGCCGUAGCGCAGACACUCCAGUGGCUCGCCGGCUCCAACGACGUCGUGCUCGGUUCUCCGUGGGCCAACCGCGGGCACGCCGUGGAGCAAGAGUCGAUGGGUCUAUUCCUCGAUCGCCUGCCUCUUCGCUUCAAAACACCGGUGAAUGCAGACUGCGCCACCAUCCUGCAGUCUACCCGCGAAGCGAGCCAAGCGGCCGUCUGCAACGCCAUUCCGUUCGAGCAGGUCCUUAACCUCCUCCACCUGCCGCGGACCAUCCGGCAGCACCCGCUCUUCGAAGCCAUGGUCACCUUCCAUCUCAAGGGGGCCGUGGAAGAUUGUCUCGCCAUCGAGGGUCUGGAGGUGAAGCGCGAGAUGUGCUUUGCAUCGGGGGCCAAGUUCCUCCUCAUGUUCGAAUGGACCGAGAUCGAGACGGACCACUGGACGCUCCGCAUCGAGUACGACGAUCACCAGCUGGACGACGGGAUCAUCACCACGAUCGAGGAGAGCAUCCGGUGUGUCCUCGAGGGGCUGGCCGAUCGCCUGUCUCGAGCCGCCAUCCACGAGCGCUUGAAUGCGAUGAACAAGACGGCCAAGACCAAAGUCGAUUGGAACUUCUACCGCCGCCUGGUGGGGAUUCUGCGGCGCGAGAUGGCCACCUGCUUGGGCGUCUCGCUGGAUGAGUUUCCCUGCUCGGUCUCCUUCUUCGAGGCAGGCGGCGACUCGAUCCAGGCCUGGCGGUUGAGCCGGCAGUUGAAAAGGGUUGGGCUGGAGGUGCCCAUUUGCACUAUUUUCGAUCAUCCGACGGCGCAGGAUUUGGCUCAGCGUCUUUAUCGUCAGGUUCUUUAG
Messenger RNA from Aspergillus novofumigatus IBT 16806, 6357 nucleotides. It is a transcript of the gene gliP, whose product is annotated as nonribosomal peptide synthetase gliP. The coding region runs from base 1 to 6357 and encodes 2118 amino acids. Gene Ontology annotation, cellular component: cytoplasm. The record is from RefSeq and is a predicted model, not a curated record. Gene Ontology annotation, biological process: amino acid activation for nonribosomal peptide biosynthetic process; secondary metabolite biosynthetic process. NCBI's taxonomy places the organism in Eukaryota, Fungi, Ascomycota, Eurotiomycetes, Eurotiales, Aspergillaceae. The transcript is spliced from 5 exons. Gene Ontology annotation, molecular function: phosphopantetheine binding; catalytic activity.